This is a messenger RNA of Vitrella brassicaformis, 771 nucleotides long. The record is from the annotation of a GenBank genome assembly. Lineage: Eukaryota; Vitrellaceae.
AUGAAGAUCUCUGCCAUUCUGUUGGUCCUUGGCUUGUCGGGGCUGUGCAGCAGCUGCGUGGGACAUCAAGUGAGCCGCGGGGCCGUCGCUGAGCCUCCGAACAAGGAUACAUUCGAUUACGUGAGAGGUCAGCACACGACAAGGGCGAGAGCACCAGUGAUGGUCCUGAGAGUUUCUGUCCUCUGCCGCCUCAGAUCUGAUCACCAAGCUGAUCGAUAAGCUGCAGUCUGCACAGGUGAGAUGGCCCGACGCCUCACAUUCACUGCAGCAGUCAAUUGGAUGGUGUGGUUUGCAGGCUGAGGACCAGACGAAGGGCCAGUUUUGCGCGACGGAGCGUCAGCAGCUCGCCGUACAACUUCAGGAGGCCCAAGCUGCGCUGGACAGCAAGGAGAAGGAGAUCGAGGCAAUGGGCGAUGGAGAAGGCAAGGAAGAAGCCGUCGUCGAAUACGACCAACUCAGCAAGGAACUCGAGCAACGUAAGGCACUAGGCCGCAUGACCAUGCUGGCAUUUGUGGGUGGUCUGUGUUCUCUCCUUCCUAAUGCAGUGCGGAAGCAAGACAAUGCGUUGGCGGCCCAGUGCAUCACGGACUCGUACGAAGAGAAGAAAAGGCGCCGGGAGCAGACCAUUGCCGGCCUCAAGGAUGCCUACGACAUCCUCGAUAGCUUCCCCAAACAGAACUAGUGCCUUGUUCAUGUAGCAUAGACCAUUGACCAUUGACCAUCGACCGAACGGUUUGCGUGACUGGCUGGUCAUGUCAAUCGCAUGACGAC